UAGCUAAGUGGAGGCGCACUACCCUGGAUGCCAUCACAGAAAUAGUCGGGUUUUUGUAAGGAAACUGUUCUCUAACAGCGUACUUACACGCGAUUUAGCAAGCGAACCACACGGUUUUUUGCAGCCAUGUCGGAAGAACCGAGCCCCCAAACUUGGUCUAUCGACAAGGAUGAUUAUGUGCUUAAUGAGGUUAUCGGGAGUGGGGCCACCGCUGUGGUUCAGGCAGCAUCCUGCAUGUCAAGGAAGGAGAGGGUGGCCAUAAAACGCAUUAAUCUGGAAAAAUGCCAGACAAGCAUGGACGAGCUCCUGAAGGAGAUCCAGGCAAUGAGCCAGUGCCACCACCCCAACAUCGUCUCCUACUACACCUCCUUUGUGGUGAGGGAUGAGCUCUGGCUGGUCAUGAAGUUACUCAGUGGAGGCUCGGUUCUUGAUUUCAUCAAGUACAUCAUGUCGCGCGGGGAGCACAAGUCGGGUGUGAUGGAUGAGGCCAGUAUCGCCACAAUCCUCAAAGAGGUCCUGGAGGGACUGGACUACCUGCAUAGGAACGGGCAGAUUCACAGAGAUGUAAAGGCUGGAAAUAUUCUCCUCGGUGAAGAUGGGUCAGUGCAAAUUGCAGAUUUCGGAGUGAGUGCCUUUCUAGCGACUGGUGGCGACAUGACUCGGAACAAAGUGCGGAAGACGUUUGUGGGGACGCCAUGCUGGAUGGCGCCAGAGGUCAUGGAGCAGGUGAGGGGCUAUGACUUCAAGGCGGACAUCUGGAGCUUCGGCAUCACCGCCAUAGAGCUGGCCACCGGCGCUGCACCCUACCACAAGUACCCGCCCAUGAAGGUGCUCAUGCUCACCCUGCAGAACGACCCUCCAUGCCUUGAGACCGGCGUCACAGACAAGGAGAUGGUAAAGAAGUACGGCAAAUCCUUCAGGAAGAUGAUCUCGCUCUGCCUACAGAAGGACCCCGAGAAAAGGCCAACUGCGGCAGAGUUGCUGAAACACAAGUUCUUCACAAAAGCCAAGGAUCACGAGUAUUUACAACAGAAACUCUUGCUACGGGCACCAACGAUAGCAGAGCGAUCUAAAAAGGUGCGACGAGUUCCCGGCUCGAGUGGUAGGCUGCACAAGACCGAGGAUGGGGAGUGGGAGUGGAGUGAUGACGAGCUGGAACUGGAAAGUGAGGAGGGCAAGGCCGCAUUCGCUGCUAUGAGGUCACCAAGAGUGAAAGAACAGGUUCAGAGCACAGAGAUUCCCACAGAUCUGUCAGCUCUGCUGCAGCCCGGGGCCCCUGUGCAGCCGGCUGAUGGCACCCAGAGCCUGCCUGCCGAAGACCCCAACUCUGCCACGAUAGCAACCACCAACUUUCAGCCCCCAGCUCCGCCUCCUGGUUCUGGUUCUGGUGGUCCUGAUGCUGCUCAGCAGCCCAUCAGCCUGGUGCUGAGGUUGAGAAAUCUCAAGAAAGAACUCAAUGACAUCCGCUUUGAAUUCAUGCCAGGGAGAGACACAGCGGAUGGGGUUUCUCAGGAGCUUGUCACCGCUGGUCUGGUGGAUGGGAAGGACCUGGUCAUUGUCGCUGCAAAUUUGCAAAAGAUAGUGGAUGACCCUCAAAACAACAAAAAUGUCACUUUCAAGCUGGCAUCUGGUGUUGAAGACUGUGACCUUCCAGACGACGUGAAGCUCAUGGGAUUUGCCCAGCUGAGUAUCAGUUAAGGAUGGUAACACACUGACAGGCCCCAGCUGUGUGGAAGUGCAAAGUAUUGACAUACAUUGGCCUAAAGAAAACCACUACUGCCAAAGAGGGGGGACAGUGUACCGUCAGCACUCAGGAUUCUGAGCCCGUGUCAAGCAUGAGAGAGAGAGCGAGAGAGAGAGAGAGACACUGUAGUGACAUGCAGAGCUUCAAAGGAAGUGCACUUGAGUUGUUUACGUAGCGUUGACGUACAUUGGACGCAACCGUCAUUCACUCCUCAAUAUCGAUAUGUUCCAUUUCCGGUGUUAAUUUAAAACAGGUGAAGAAAUCGCUAAAAGGUGAUGGGACAAAAAAAAAACACUUGCACAAUCUCAACCUAUUUCUUAUAAUGUUACAUGUUUAAAAGAAUGCCUUAUUUUCAGCAGUACUACUGAUUCUGGGAUGUCAAGGGUGUUUGUCGUCAUGUGGAGUGGAGUGAGUGUGGUGUUGUCUGUUGAUGUUAGUGGUGAAUUGUUUGCCAGUGGUUGUACUUCAGUCCCUUGUACAUCUUCACAUGUGCAUGAAAAACACCAUAACCUUUGUUGAGCGUUAUUUUGAGGAGGGAUCACCAAUUUACCAUGUGAACGUUUGAUUUUUUUAAAAUGUUUUUGUUUUAAGUUUUUAAAUUUGUUUUCACAUUGAUUAGUCAGUGAUAUUCUCACAUUGACUGUCCUGUGUGUACUUUAGUGAACAUGCACACACCAUCACACUCACCCUUGUCCAUGGGCAUAAACACAAUUCUGUCUUUUAGGGUUUUUUGGCUGUAUUUGCAUGAUCCAGUGAUCUAUUUUGCAUGAAUCAAUGUGGUAACAGAGUGUUGACUAACACCUUUCGGCAGCGUAGGAAAUCAGGGAAAGGAUUCAGGAGCACUGGAGCCCACACUGCAUUCGAUAGAGAAGAACUUCAAAUUCUCCUGUAGAAACAUGGGCAAGUCACGUACAGUAUUUAGUCAAUAUUUUGAACUGUUGUGUAGGCUUUGGAGGCUGUAGGCUUAUAUGUUGAGUUAAAUUCUGAAAUUGAGAUUACUAUAAUACCUCCAGGAGUAACUGAUGGAAACUCCAAUGUUUAAUUGGAUAAAAAAACAAACUAGACAAUACCUCAUUUUAGGAGUUUUGACAGAUUUUACUUAACACGUGACAUUGCCGGCAGCUCAUUUGAUUUAUUUUUCUUGAAGGCCCAGCUAUGUCUGCACUGGUUUCUUCAGCCCACUCUUCUGAUUCUGCAGUUCUCCUCAUAUUAAUGCUGGCCCUCUUGCAAUAAGUUUGGCAUUGAGAAACUGAGUAUAGCUUCCCAGAGCCGUGGCUCUUUAAAGUAUGUUGCCGCAAUCGUGGUCAAUUUUAAGCAGAAUACCCAAUUUUUCGGGAUGGUCAUUUUAAACCAACAGCAAAAAUGUCCAAUACACUUAGGGUAAUAACUUGCAGUUGCAAUGAUUUUUUUUAGCAGAUACAACCUACGGUAUGUUUUUUUAUUGUCUUUGCUCAUCCACCCUGUUGUGUCCUGUCCAUUCAGUCCACAUUGCAGCUUACAUCUUGGUAUCCCGGCAUAGGCUUAUUUGUCUUAUGAGUGUUCAGUUAAUGUCUGUCUUUGUGGUGUCCAUAUAACAUUCACAAGAGGAGCCAGAGCAGUCACCAGUCCUCUGACUAGCUUUGAACUUGUGACAUCCGGCAGUACGCUCCAAGUUAACUGUCAAAUCCACUUGAACAAGAGUGCUGUUUUGGGCCUGGCCAUUUUCAGAGGUUUAAGAGGAAAUGUGUAGUCACUGAAAUUACAUACAUGAUCACAUGUUUUUAUCUCUCUCUCACACACACACACACACACACACACACACACACACACACACACACACACACACACACACACACACACACACACAAACUACACAUUAGCCUACGAAUGUGGCUAGCAGCUGCUAAGUACUUGAUCAAUAACUAUGCUAGUAUGUACAUAAUGACAUUUGGUGUUAAUUUUGUGAUUUCAUGUAUAGAUAUUGAAUUUUAUUGAGUGUUUCACAGUUGGCCUUUGUUUCCAGUGGCAAUUGAUGUUAUUGGAAGAUACAGAAACACAAGUCCACUGUUUUUGUUUUUAUUUAUGUUUUUUUUUUCUCUUUUUUUUUAAGACUGAAAGGCCAAGACAUCACUCUUUCUUUUCAGUACUAUGAACUGACAUAAAUAGUUUUAAUUAGAAGUUGGGCCUUAUUUUUUAGCACUUGAGAAACAAAAUGUUUGCACCUUAUAUACUUUCAGUCACUCAACUUGGUGAAGUCCCUGCAGUAGGAAUAUGGUGUUUAAAAGGAUGUCAGGUGGGCUCUUUGAAAAAUAUCUUUAAUAACCAUGAUUAUCUUUUUUGUGUUACAUGAACAUGGGGACAAAAUCCUAGUUAUUGGAGUUAUUUGACCACCCAUUUUGUUUAGCUACGUGUACAUACUUCACGAAAUUUGUAUUUUCACAUCAAAAUAAUAGUUGCCACUAUCCAUAUCACUCAUACUGUAUUUAUUUUUACUUUUAUGAUUUUAUAUGAAGUUAUUCAGUGACACCUCAAUUAAUGGCCCAGGACAUUUUUGUGCUGAGAACAUGUAUGUAAAUACCUAUCCCCCUCACAGAUGAACUUUAAAAGAUAACUCCCUUGUAGAAACCUGUGAAGUGUAAGCAUACCGGUAUGUGACUGUAUUGGCUUACUCUGUUGCGGUGGAUUGCCCUUUCCUAAUAUAAUGGGUAGAACCAAUGAACUUUGAAGACAUUCACACAAUUGAUUUUCUAGACAAAACAGUGGGGGGCUGGUAGUUUGCUUGUAUUUAUGUGUGUGGCAUUUAGGGAGGAGAGUAGGCAGUCCAAUCCCAUCUACGUAAAUGUGGACACAUGUAGACUGCGCGCACACACAAGGUUGAGGAGUCUGUACAACAGCCUUGAUACUUCUGGGUGGCACAACAUUGUCUGUGAGUAGGGACGAAAUCCCCUUGGUAGCUACGUAGUCCUUUUUCUUUUCUGUGAUCUAGCUGAGGAUUUGGGACACAACUGUACAGCAGAUGAGUGUGACUGAUUUGGUAAGCUUAACUUGUGAUCCACCCAAACCUAAACGGUUACAUUUACUGUAUGCAGUGCACAUAAUGGAGAAUCUAUGGCCUCUGGCUGUGUCCCACUAUGUGUGCACUGGACAGACUGAUCUCAGCUGUAAUGUCUUAUUUUCUUUUAGCUGUACUUCAAAGCAGAUGUUUGUCAAAGACGAGGGGAGUUGUCUAAAUCCAACCGUGUCAACAACAGUGUUACAACACUGCAAUAUGCAUUUUGUUUCACUUCACUUUGUGGUCCGUCAUUUGGUUGAUGGUUUUUCAUGCAUGUUCAUUUAAUUAUUUUAAUAUUCAAUAAAGAAUGAACUUUCAAACGUCCA
Messenger RNA from Engraulis encrasicolus (European anchovy), 5101 nucleotides. RefSeq names its product serine/threonine-protein kinase OSR1-like. Gene Ontology annotation, biological process: protein phosphorylation. The transcript is spliced from 18 exons. The coding region runs from base 127 to 1698 and encodes 523 amino acids. Gene Ontology annotation, cellular component: cytoplasm. Gene Ontology annotation, molecular function: ATP binding; protein serine/threonine kinase activity. The record is from RefSeq and is a predicted model, not a curated record. Lineage: Eukaryota; Metazoa; Chordata; Actinopteri; Clupeiformes; Engraulidae.